AUGACGGCCCUGGAUUGGUCUCCCUCUUCAAGGAGCCUGACAGAGCGGCCGCCCGGCGUCGCCUCUGCUCCCUCCAGUUUGCCUGGCAGCGGCGGCGACAGGGAUGGGGACGGCGAUGGCGAAGGCGCGUGCGCACGAACCUCACCAAAUGCACGCGGGACGCCCCAACGAACCACGGCUUUGCUUCAGGCCACCGAUAAUGCUGCACAGAAACACUUCGGCAGCCCCUCUGUGGCGGUGGUGUCCCUUGAGCGGCACUACUUUACCACCGUGCAGCAGUUAGAGAGAAUUAAAAGCAUGUAUUGUCGCCUCGACUCACACAACGACGAGCUGGAGAACUCCUUCGUUGUGCUUUCUAACCGAUUGGACGCCUUUCGUUCGUUUCUGGUUCUUCGUCUCAGCACGACUGCGAAGGAGCUGCGCAGGGAGGUGCGUUUGUUGCGGGACAUGGUCUUGUUUCUGCUGGGGGAGUUCGCAGAAAACAUGCAACGUUACGAGAAGCGCAUCUUGUCUUGUGUCGAGCAGGCCGGCAAGGGAGCAGGGCUAUCAUUAUUGCCGCUUGCAACGUUUGGCCGCAUGCCUUUGAGUCAGACUCCGCAGCAGUCACAGCAGCCGUCCAACGCAUAUGUGGCUGCGGGCAACGACUUCCUUCGUUUCUCCUCUUCGCCCCAUGUGCACAGCGGUGUGCGUGCAACGAACACGUCUGUAGUAGAGGGAAACCCGCGUGUUUCUCAGCCACGCGAAGCGCUUGUGCGCAGCCCUCAUCCUUCCCUUGCACACUCACUGAACAACCGAGGCGAUGUGGCGGAGCUCUGGGAGGCACUCGAUGAAGCAGUGCGAAAGCGUGAGAACAUUGAAGACAAAAUGCUCCGACAACAAGAGAGUUACGAAAAACAUAUUUGCAGCAUCAGAGAAUUGUACGCGCAGAAGGAGCGCACCUUGCAGCGUCGAAUAGAACUACUCGAACGUGUUUUGAAGCGCGACGCCUCAGGGGACGGUUUCCGGGAUCACAGACCUGGGAGGUAUGAGGAUGGUGAAGCGGAUGACCCCAAUGCGGGCGACAGCGAGGGCGAGUCACCACACUCGUCUGUAGUGCGUUGUGGAAAUUCGAUUGCCGAUACAAGCAACACCGUGGGUCGGUGGCCAAGCACAAGUAGUGCUCUGAGACGCGGGCCGCGUAGAGUCCGUCCGUUGUCUUUGGAGCGCAGUUCUCUGACGGACGCCGACGCACCCACCGAGGAGUUGCACAGCAAAGUUGGAGGCGGGGAACUUGGCGGGUGUGGCACCUUCUCCGCUGUAAAUGGGGGCCCUCGUCGCAGUCGCCACAGUGACGACCAUCAGCGCCGACGCUUCUCUGCGUUGAGUGCUGAGGCGGCGGCGGCGGCGGCGCGGGAGCCGUGGUCGAUGGGACGCGACGUGGAGCGCCGUGUGCGGUCACAAGUGCUCUCAUGCGGUCGCCACACACCCUACGACGGGAUAUACAAUAAGCGCUUCGCCCCAAGAUUGAAGCGGGAGGAAAAAAAACUGGCCGCCGCCGCUUCCCGUUUGCUGGGCGCCGUGACGGGGGCGCACACAGCACAAAACAAUCCAUCUCAACAACGAGGGGCGCGGUGCGGCGCAGAAGGUGGCGGUGCGCUUAGAGAGAAUGUGGUGAGUCGACUGUAUUACUUGCCGCGGUCGCCACCCAGGCGUCCUGACACAAACACGUACCUUUCCCCCGUUCCCAAGAGCGGCGUCGCAUUACGUCCAGACGGCUUAUCCGACAUCUCUACAGUGGCGCGUGGGCUGUGGGCGGAAAAACUGUUGCGGGAACGGGCCACCCGUCGGCCACGCUGA
Messenger RNA from Trypanosoma rangeli, 1836 nucleotides. RefSeq lists its product as uncharacterized. The transcript has a single exon. NCBI's taxonomy places the organism in Eukaryota, Euglenozoa, Kinetoplastea, Trypanosomatida, Trypanosomatidae. The record is from RefSeq and is a predicted model, not a curated record. The coding region runs from base 1 to 1836 and encodes 611 amino acids.